Rubroshorea leprosula is the source of this 3144-nucleotide messenger RNA. NCBI's taxonomy places the organism in Eukaryota, Viridiplantae, Streptophyta, Magnoliopsida, Malvales, Dipterocarpaceae. The record is from the annotation of a GenBank genome assembly.
CAUCGGUGAAGAACAAAUGUAAUAAAUUAAUCAGGUAAUUCUUCCCUGAAAUCUGUAACAGGGUUAUUUGGGUUCAGGAAUUUUUCCUGCAUAUCCUGAUUCUAUGGAGAUUUCGUCCAGUGUUAAUUUUUCCAAGUGCUACCAACGUCUCCUUCAACUGCUUAAAUUUUGCUCUUCAAUUCGUUCCCUUGACACAACUAAGUCUCUUCAUGCACUUUGUAUCACUUUGGGGCCAAAUUCAAAUCAACCCAUCUUUUUAUUUAACAACAUCACGACAUUCUAUUCAUCACUUGGGCAUCUAUCAAUAGCACGCAAACUAUUUGACAAAAUGCCGGAUAGAAAUGUGGUGUCGUUUAAUACCAUGAUCAGUGCUUAUAGUAGGUCUGGGUAUGUAGAGGAAGCUUGGGAGUUGUUUUCCAUGAUGAGAGAUUAUGGGCUUUUGCCAACUCAGUUCACCAUGGGUGGAUUGUUAUCAUGUCAGUCAUUAGAUAUUUGUGGUGGGAGUCAGUUACAAGCAUUAGUUAUGAAGAAUGGGUUGUUUUUUGUGGAUGCUGUUGUGGGUACUGCAUUGUUGGGUUUGUAUGGAAGGUAUGAGUGUGUAAAUGAGGCCUUUAGUAUAUUCAGUGAUUUGCCUAAAAAGAAUUCUGUAACUUGGAACUCUAUCAUAUCUUUGUUUGGGCAUAAUGGGUUUGUGAAAGACUGUAUGCUUUUGUUUCGUCAGGUCCUUAAAAUGGAGUUACCCUUGACUGAAUUGUCUUUUUUGGGCAUUUUGUGUGGCUUUGAACGUGAGCAAGAUUUGGAAUUAGGAGAACAGAUUCAUAGCUUAGUGAUUAAGAAAGGAUUUGUUUGUGAAGUUUCAGUUGCAAACUCUCUACUUAGUAUGUAUGUAAAAUGUGCCCACAUUUGCUUAGCAGAGGAAUUGUUUGAGGAGAUGUGUGCUAGGGACACUAUUUCUUGGAAUAUAAUUAUUGGUGCAGAGGCAAAGAAUAAGAAUCCCAUUAAAGCGGUAGAGCACUUCUUGAAAAUGUCCAUGGAGGGAUUGGUGCCUAACUCAACUACUUUUGUAAAUGUUAUUGCUUCUUGUACUAUAUUACAUUUCCCUGUUUUUGGAGAGUCAAUUCAUGCUAAAACUGUCAAGAAUGCUUUUGAAUCAGAUGUUUUCGUUGGUAGUUCAUUGGUUGACUUUUAUGCUAAAUGCCAUAAAUUGGAAGAUGCCCAUCACUGUUUUGACAGAAUUUAUGAGAAGAAUUUAGUCUCUUGGAACACAUUGAUUUUGGGUUAUGCCAAUCACCGUCCUGGUACUGCUAGUUCUUUGCUAAAAGAAAUGCUGCAACUGGGUUACAGACCAAAUGAGGUUACAUUUUCUUCUCUUCUCAUAUUACAGUUGGCUGUAGAACUGAAACAGCUUCAUUCUUUGAUUGUAAGGAUGGGAUAUGGGCAUGAUGAAUAUGUACAGUGCUCCCUCAUGAAUUCGUAUGCCAAAAAUGAUCUCAUAUCUGAUGCCCUUGUUUUUGUUACAGCUUGUGAUUGUCCACUUGCAGUUGUCCCCUCCAAUGCUAUUGCAGGAAUAUAUAAUAGAUCUGGUGAAUAUUAUAAAACACUGAAAUUGCUUUCUACCCUUGAGGAACCUGAUACUGUAUCUUGGAAUAUUGCGCUCUCUGCUUGUGCUCGUGCUGGUGCUUACAAGGAGGUUUUUGAACUAUUUAGGCACAUGCUUAUGGCUCAAUUAUGUCCAGAUAAUUAUACAUUUGUUAGCCUUUUAAGUGCAUGUAGUAAGCUUUGCAACCUUGCAUUGGGUAGUUCAGUUCAUGGUCUUAUGGUAAAGGCUGACUUCAAUCUUUGUGAUACAUUUGUGUGCAAUAUAUUGAUUGACAUGUAUGGAAAAUGUGGCAGCCUCGAAAAUUCAGUGAAAGUAUUUGACAAAAUGAUGGAUAGAAACCUCAUCACUUGGACGGCUCUGAUUUCAGCAUUUGGAAUCAAUGGUUAUGCUUAUGAAGCAUUGGAAAGGUUUAGACAAAUGGACUCUCUAGGAUUCAAACCUGAUAGUGUUACUUUCAUUGCACUAUUUACUGUUUGCAGACAUGCUGGAUUGGUGAAAGAGGGCAUGGAGUUCUUCAGGAGAAUGAGUGGUGAUUAUGGGGUUGAACCGGAGAUGGAUCAUUUUCAUUGUGUGGUGGACUUAUUGGCUAGGUAUGGACACCUUAAGGAAGCAGAACAACUUAUUUCUAGCAUGCCUUUUCCCCCUGAUGUGAUUAUAUGGCGGAGUUUCCUUGAAGGCUGCAAACAAGAUAGAACUGUAGAGAGGUUCAAACAAUUGGACAUCUAGAUGACUAGAUGUGAAAUCAGUCCAAUAAAUUAUCUUCUCCAUUUCAGUUCUAAUUUUCAUAGUAAGUGUAAGAGGGGCUUUUAAGAGGCUUUCUAAAAGAUGAAGAGGAGUGGGGAAUGUCCAAAGGUGGAACCCUCCACCUCUACCACCAGGUCUCUGUUUUAUUAUCUCAAUUCUGAUUGGGACAUUCACAUGUCAGGGAGAAAGCGGUGCCCAGGGAUGGGUUGGAAUGUUGGAUAUUCUUCCAUCAGUAAAUGAUGAAAUUCCAAUUCCAAAUGAUGACACUGUCUCAUUGUUGGCUCUCUGUGCCUUUCUACGUUGAGGGCUUCCCUGUGGAAAUGGAAGAAUGGAACACUCCAAAUGGAGAGCCAUUUUAUGCAAAAUGUUGUAGGUAAUGGGAGACCCAUAAACUGUAAAAAUUUGAAGACAACAAUGGAGACAAUAUAGCUCAGGAUAAAAGAGCUCAGUAUAUACCUAUCUGGUAGCUUGAAUCUGCUAGGCCCAAACUUGAGGAUGGCUAGGUUAUUUGCUGCAAGACUGCUAUCCUUGGUUGCCUUUAGUGAGCUGCUGGAACAACCGCUGGGGCAGAAGAGGAUUGAGAUGCCUUCAUUUACAACAACUAUGCUCUGAAAAAACAAAGCUGGAGCUUUACAGACGAUUAUACACAAUAUCUGCAGCAGGUACUAACAAGGUUUCACCAAUACUAAAGUCCACUCUCACCCCCUGAAAAUGUCUCGACUACUUUGCUUUUUGUUGUCCCACUAAGCUUAAACGUUUAUCAGCUAUGUUGUUUAGCAUAAUGAAUCUUCUCAAUAUAU